This is a messenger RNA of Babjeviella inositovora NRRL Y-12698, 344 nucleotides long. RefSeq lists its product as uncharacterized. The record is from RefSeq and is a predicted model, not a curated record. The transcript has a single exon. The coding region runs from base 82 to 303 and encodes 73 amino acids. Lineage: Eukaryota; Fungi; Ascomycota; Pichiomycetes; Serinales.
CUGAGAAUAUUUGCAUGAUGAUUCGUCGACGGUGACAUUUAUUAUGGAUAUCUGCAGGUAUAAUAUAAAUAAAGUUCAAGCAUGAAUAGGAAUCGCAUAUGGCGUCAAGAAAUCAGAAUAAGAGGUCGUACAAGUUGGUAUCUCCGAACGGAAAUAACCAGUAGAACUCUGCAGUUAGGAACCAAAAAAAGUAUGAUGGGUGAAGAGCGGGAUACCUUAUUAUGGCAUUUGGCGUUUGCAAGUUCCUUUCACCUUCACCCAGUAUCGGUCUACAUCCAGCUACAAAACUGCCGCUUUCGGUAACGCUGUAUAAAGCAAUUUUAACACUAUAAAAAGGAAGUAGU